Molecule: messenger RNA, 2114 nt
Organism: Sitodiplosis mosellana (orange wheat blossom midge)
Lineage: Eukaryota; Metazoa; Arthropoda; Insecta; Diptera; Cecidomyiidae
Gene: nesd
Product: protein nessun dorma
Exons: 7
Coding region: 153-1994 (613 amino acids)
Biological process (GO): male meiosis cytokinesis; spermatogenesis
Source: RefSeq, a predicted model, not a curated record
UUCGUUUUGAAUUUGACGUUCAAGCAACAACGAACUUUCGCAGCUAACGCAACACAUCAUUGUUCUCGCGUGUCUUUGUCUCACAUUUUUUGUAGCCGUUUUUAUUUUCGUUAAUUUUGUGCAAAUUUUUUUUUUGUCAGUUGUUUGUUAAAAUGAAUGUUUACGAAUUUGAAAAAAGUCUUUUGGAACGGAUGGAAGAAUCGUGCAAUGUUCUCCAGUGCAAAGGAUCACCUGUUCCCGCUUCAGAUGUACGCGAAGAAUGGGCUUGUCAUGUUGAGCUAAAAAUUGAACCAGCUGGAUGGCAAGCCAUUUGGAAAAUGAACCGCGCAACAUGCGAACAAUACAAAAUCAAGUAUCCAACAGUUGUCCUGGGCACGGUAAACAAUGUCUACUUCCAAGAUUUGAUGGCUGAUUUUUCGAUCAGUGCCGUUCAAGAUGACGAUGUCCAUUUGCCCGAAAUUCACGAAGUGCCAUUGGAAGAUCUUUGGCCAACCGUUGAUCAGGAGAACAACGAAUUGAAUAUCGAACGCACGGCCGACUGCAUCGAUGAAUUGAGAUUUUUCUAUCGCAAUGUUUGGAUGCCGUGGGACAGUGACAGUGACGAGGAGGUCGAUUGGUGCAAAAAGCACUUGGAAUCGCGGAUUCGCUUUUGUUUCGAUUUGAAGCGAGGCAUGAAUUGCGGUAUGGCCGAUCACAUACGGAAGCUAUUGGCUGAAGCACGGUAUAUUCAGAAUAAGCGAGAAAUCAUGGAACUCGAAAUGAGUGACGAUGAAGAUGCUGAAGAAGAUCCCCAGAAAGUCGAAGGGUUGAUGCGUCUACAAUUGCGUAUGAUUGAAAUUCGCAAUGAAAUGGAAAUGCUGGAAAAUCCCGUCUUUCGUCGAACGUACGAAGACGUUCAUUUCAAAGCCAAAUCGAAUAACAACAAAAUCAAAUACGAUCAAAAGGCUAAUGUUCAUAUCGUCACGAAAGAAGACACAUUCACACGACAAAUGGAAUACUUGGAAGCAGCCAGAAAACUCAUCGGUGCUGAUGAAUUGGUCAAGUUUGUUCCAUCGUUGAAGGAUUGUCUGAAAACAUGCGCACCUCGUGACUACAUCUAUUUGCCACACGGUCGUCAUAGCAUCAAAUGGCUAGAGCCUUUGAAUGCGGGUGGUUUGAUAAAGGCCAUCUCUGGUGCAGAAAACAACAAGAUCACUUUGGAUAGCAACGUUCUUGAAUCAAAAGAAAAGGCCAUCGUCACAAUCGAAGAGAGUGAUAAUAUAUUUCUAUCGUUCAACGGUGACUACACAAUUGAGAAUGUAAUCAUCGAUUGUCGACAGGUUCGGAUUGGCAUUUGGACCAAAGGUGGAACCAUCACAUUGCGAAAUUGUCAACUCAUCGGUGAUCGUUCGUCUUCAACUGGAAUUGGAAUUGCAAUCGCUGGUGAUGCAAAGUGUGUUCUAGAGAAUACACUCAUCCAGAACUUUGCAACUGGCAUCUCAUGUGCCACUGGUGGUACAUUGAUCAUGAAUCAAUCGAAUGUUUCAAACUGUGGAACUGGUUUGGAAACAUUUGAUCCAACAAACAUUCAGUUUGUUACCGCUCAAAUGACAAACAACAGUGAUUAUGCCAUUUAUUUCAAAACAAAGGCAUCAAACAUUUUGAAUGGGGAAAAGAAGAAGAUUGCCACGAACUUGGACGAAUUGCGCAAGUUGAUACCAUCAAUUACCGUAAGCGGCGAUUGCACAUUCAGUGGCAACAAAAAGGGGAAUAUCGCCAUUGUGGAUCAUGUGGUUUCAUUGCAACAUUCCGAAUAUUUGGAAGAUAAUUACGAAGACAGCGGAUUUACAAAUACCGAUGUAAGAAUGCCAAAUGGCAAAAUACCAAAUGAUCUAUCAUCGCCCAUUUUAAUCGAUGACACAGAACAGUCGAGUCCAAUUAGUCGUAAUGCAUCGCACAAUGGAAGCUUUCAUCAGAACACAACCGCUGACAUCUCCAUCAUUUCCAUAGACUAAGGUCAUAGAUUACUAACACAUCAUCCACAUUUGCCAAAAAAAAAAACAAAUUUUCAAUCAUUUCUUUGUUCACAACUGUUGCCAUUCAUAGAAUCUCUAUUAAAGUCCAUUCUAACUAUA